AUGUUUAGUUAUUUGCGCGACCCAACCCCCACGGAUCUUCUGACUUCUCCGGAGGCAUUUAGAUACUUCGAAUACGGAAUGUUCUGUAUGGGAUGGCAUACUCCGACAAAGUACAAGGCAAUUUAUUAUAUUUUGGCCACCUUAAUAAUUUCCUGGAGUGUUGUUUACCUGCCCAUUGGAAUCAUCAUAAGUUUUAUGAAGGACAUAAACACCUUUACACCGAGCGAAUUUUUGACAGUUUUGCAGCUUUUUUUUAACAUAGUUGGACUGCCAUUCAAAGUGCUAUUCUUCAAUGUUUAUAUAUCGAGAUUUUACAAGGCCAAAGAGUUGUUGAGCGAAAUGGACAAACGCUGUAUCGCUUUAAAGGAACGCAUCGAAGUCCAUCGGUGGGUGGUGCGUUGCAAUAAGGCCAAUUUUAUCUACCAGAUGAUCUACACCUGCUACACAAUAUCCACUUUUCUAUCGGCCGGCUUAAGUGGAAAGUUGCCCUGGCGCAUCUACAAUCCAUUUGUGGAUUGGAGAGAGAGUAGGUCGAGUUUUUGGAAGGCCGUCCUGAACGAGACAGCACUUAUGUUAUUUACCAUAACACAAGCCCUGCUGACCGACAUAUAUCCUCUGAUCUAUGGUUUGAUGCUUAGAGUUCAUAUUAAGCUUUUGCAACUGAGGGUGGAGAAACUCUGCACAGAUCCUGACAAAAGCGAUGUCGAAAAUCAGGAGGAUUUGAUUAACUGCAUCAAGGAUCACAAGCUUAUAAAGGAAUUUGCUGAAGUGAUAAGACCUGCGAUUGCCCACACUAUCUUCAUUCAGUUCCUUUUGAUUGGAAUUUGUUUGGGUUUGUCUAUGAUCAACCUGCUCUUCUUCGCCGACAUUUGGACGGGUUUGGCCACCGUGGCCUACAUCAAUGGCCUGAUGAUCCAGACAUUUCCAUUCUGCUUCGUGUGUGACCUCAUCAAAUCGGACUGUAAACAGCUCGAGGUGGCCAUAUUCCAUUCCAACUGGAUCAAUUCAAGUCGCAGAUACAAAACAUCUUUGAUUUACUUUUUGAAGAGCUCACAAAAAUCAGUUGCUUUUACAGCCGGCUCUAUUUUUCCCAUUUCCGUGAGCUCAAAUAUUAAGGUGGCUAAGAUGGCUUUUUCGGUAGUCACUUUUGUAAAUCAACUUAACAUAGCUGACAGAUUGACCAAGAAUUAA
Messenger RNA from Drosophila takahashii, 1191 nucleotides. Its product is annotated as odorant receptor 98a-like. Gene Ontology annotation, molecular function: odorant binding; olfactory receptor activity. Gene Ontology annotation, cellular component: plasma membrane. The record is from RefSeq and is a predicted model, not a curated record. NCBI's taxonomy places the organism in Eukaryota, Metazoa, Arthropoda, Insecta, Diptera, Drosophilidae. Gene Ontology annotation, biological process: sensory perception of smell; detection of chemical stimulus involved in sensory perception of smell.